Theileria orientalis strain Shintoku is the source of this 228-nucleotide messenger RNA. RefSeq lists its product as hypothetical. The transcript is spliced from 2 exons. Lineage: Eukaryota; Apicomplexa; Aconoidasida; Piroplasmida; Theileriidae. The record is from RefSeq and is a predicted model, not a curated record. Bases 1 to 228 code for a protein of 75 amino acids.
AUGUAUAGUAGUAUGAACACGAACAGGUUAAAUUUGCUGAGGAAGAGGGUGUUUUCUCCCACUGGCUUGUGUAUCGCAGUUAUUUCCGGCUAUAUGUACAUGUUGCUUGAGUACGUCAAGCUCGAGUACCGUGUUUACAGGGAGAAGCGGCAGAUUAUGGAGGACGACUCCGACCCUAACAAGCUGAACAUGAUUUUCGUGGACAACCUCGUCCAAAAACGGAAGUAG